This is a messenger RNA of Stegostoma tigrinum, 3978 nucleotides long. RefSeq names its product ubiquitin thioesterase ZRANB1. Gene Ontology annotation, molecular function: cysteine-type deubiquitinase activity; K63-linked polyubiquitin modification-dependent protein binding. Gene Ontology annotation, biological process: protein K33-linked deubiquitination; cytoskeleton organization; protein K29-linked deubiquitination. Bases 571 to 2700 code for a protein of 709 amino acids. The record is from RefSeq and is a predicted model, not a curated record. The transcript is spliced from 10 exons. Lineage: Eukaryota; Metazoa; Chordata; Chondrichthyes; Orectolobiformes; Stegostomatidae. Gene Ontology annotation, cellular component: nucleus; cytoplasm.
AACAGCAGCUCUGUUGACGUGUUGUGUAGUCUUGGGUUCAGCCCAACCACCCGAUUAGGUAAAGGUGCACGUAGGCUUUUCAGAAGUUUAUCCCAAGCAGUUAUGAAGCCGGUACAUUGAAGUUCGGAGGUGGUGGGGCCACGAAAAGAGUCGAUUGCCUCCUUUGUAUUGUGCGUGAAGAAAUCUAGUUUUCUCUUUACAUCUUGUUCAGAACCUGAACUUUGAUACUAUUACAACAGGCUGGAUAUCUAUUCGAACAAAUAGUAGCUUUCUAAAGAUAAAACUCAUGUUCUGAUGCAAGAUGAGAUUCGUACUGUAUCUGUCUUGGCAUAGCUUUCUGUUUUUCUGGGGUUCUGUUUCCAAUUGCAUUUUAUCCGGACCCAGCGCUACGUUUGUGGAGCUUAGAGAUCGAAUGUUUGAAAACAGAUCUCUACAAACAAGAAAUCAAAGUACAUUUCGUUAUUAUUGUUGAAACCCUUAUUUUUAUGGCCCAAUCUCCAUGACCAAAAAGUAAAGCAUUUCGACGUGAUUUUUAUUCCAAUCCAGCUUUGAAAAGUGGUGUGAGCAACGAUGACUGAAAAUGGAAUAAAGUGGGCCUGUGAAUAUUGCACGUAUGAAAACUGGCCCUCUGCAAUCAAAUGUACUAUGUGUCGUGCGCCAAGACCUACUGGCACUAUAAUUACUGAAGAUCCAAUCAGGGGCAGCUCGAGUGAUUUGAAUCAAGACUGGGAUACCACAAAUAUAGAGGGUGGCAGCAGCCCUUUGAUUUGUCCAGACUCUAGUGCUAGACCAAGGGUUAAAUCAUCCUACAAUUCAGAAAGUACAAGCAAGUGGUCAUGCCACAUGUGUACUUAUCUGAAUUGGCCAAGAGCAAUAAGAUGCACUCAGUGUUUGUCCCAACGUCGGACUAGAAGUCCUACAGAAUCCCCCCAGUCAUCUGGUUGUAUUUCAAGACCAGUUCAGGCUUCUCAGGAUCCAUGUGAAGAAUAUAAUGACAGGAACAGGCUGAACACAAAAGCAUUGCAUUGGACGUGCACAGCUUGCACAUACGAGAACUGUCCCAAGUCUCGAAAAUGUGUAGUCUGUGACUAUCCUAGACCUAAUAAUUUGGAAGCAUUUGAAUUUGCAGAGCCAGAGGAAGCUUCUUCACUGAUAAAUGAGCAGGACAGGGCUCGAUGGAGGAGCAGUGUUGGUGGUGGCAAUAGCCAAAGAAGAUCUCCUCCUGUACCUAAACGUGAAUCUGCGAUGAAAAUGGACUUUCAGAGGAUUGAGCUGGCACCUGGGGCUGUAGGGAGUAAAGAAGAGUUGGAAGUGGACUUUAAAAGACUCAAACAAAUAAAGAACAGAAUGAAAAGAUCAGAUUGGCUGUUUCUCAACGCUUGUGUUGGAGUCGUAGAAGGGGAUCUGGCUGCAGUUGAAGCUUACAAGUCAUCAGGAAGUGACAUUGCUCGGCAGCUUGUAUCAGAUGAAGUACGCUUGCUGAAUCGCCCUUCAGCUUUUGAUGUAGGUUACACCCUAGUACACCUUGCUAUCCGUUUUCAGAGACAGGACAUGUUGGCAAUUUUGUUGACAGAGGUGUCUCAACAAGCUGCCAAGUGUAUACCUGCUAUGGUAUGCCCAGAGCUUACUGAACAGAUACGUCGUGAAAUAGCUGCAUCCCUUCAUCAACGCAAGGGAGACUUUGCCUGUUACUUCCUCACUGAUCUGGUGACAUUCACGUUGCCUGCAGAUGUUGAGGACCUGCCACCAUCAGUGCAGGAAAAAUUGUUUGAUGAGGUGCUUGAUCGGGAUGUACAGAAAGAAUUAGAGGAAGAAUCGCCUAUUAUAAAUUGGUCCUUGGAGCUGGGAAGCCGUCUGGAUAGUCGCCUGUACGCUCUUUGGAACCGCACAGCAGGUGACUGCCUGCUUGAUUCGGUGCUACAAGCAACAUGGGGUAUUUACGAUAAAGAUUCGGUUCUACGGAAAGCUCUUCACGACAGCUUACAUGACUGUUCACAUUGGUUUUAUACACGCUGGAAGGAGUGGGAGUCUUGGUAUUCUCAGAGUUUUGGGUUACAUUUCUCGCUGCGAGAAGAGCAGUGGCAGGAGGACUGGGCGUUUAUUCUCUCCCUUGCAAGUCAGCCUGGAGCCAGUCUAGAACAGACCCACAUCUUUGUUCUGGCUCAUAUUCUUCGCCGACCAAUUAUAGUCUAUGGAGUGAAAUACUACAAGAGUUUUCGUGGUGAGACACUAGGAUAUACACGAUUUCAAGGUGUGUACUUGCCUUUGCUUUGGGAACAGAGUUUCUGUUGGAAAAGCCCUAUUGCUCUGGGGUACACUAGGGGCCACUUCUCUGCACUGGUCGCAAUGGAAAAUGUUGGCUAUGACAAUCGAGGUGCUGGCGCCAACCUAAAUACAGAUGAUGAUGUCAACAUCACUUUUUUGCCACUGGUGGACAGUGAGAGGAAGUUGUUGCACAUACACUUCCUUUCAGCUCAUGAGAUUGGUAAUGAGGACCAGCAGGAGAAGCUACUGAGGGAAUGGCUUGACUGUUGUGUCACCGAGGGUGGAGUUCUUGUUGCACAACAACGGAGCUCUCGUCGGCGCAACCAUCCAUUGGUUACACAAAUGGUAGAGAAAUGGUUAGAUCGUUAUCGGCAGAUACGGCCCUGCACUUCUCUUUCAGAUGGUGAGGAAGAUGAGGAGGAGGAUGAUGAAUGAAGCAAGGUUUCUGAUGGAGUCAUUGGCAUUACUUUGCUGAGAAGCCUGUAGGUUGGACUGUUCUGGUUUGACGUGCAUCAUGGAAAGUUUGGAUACCAAAUAGAAGUCACGUUUGAGGUCUGAUCUUUGGCAACAAAAAAAGGCUGAUCUGUUCUGUUGAAAUCAGAACUGGCGUGGUUGGACAACAAUAAACUAUGAAUGCAAAAUUUACUUUAAUGUUUAAAAAAAAGUGUUUUUCCCCCCAAACUGUACAUCUUUAACUAUAACUAUACUGCAUGUGGUUGUGUAAGAACUCAUGUAACAGGGAAAGAAAUAUACCAGCAUCUAAAAAAUAACUGAAUUUAUAUUGAUUUCCUAACAAGGGCACUUAAAAAAGAAAAAGCUCAUUUUAAAUUCCAGUUUGUUCCUUCUAGAUUUAUUUUAUUAUAGCCAUUAUUGGUCUAUAUAGCUAAUGCUUUUAAAAUACUGGUGCAUGUGUUCUUUGGAGACAUAUUUUAAUGCCAAAUUAUGGUGCUGAGGGUCAGGUGACAGGUUGUACGGUGGGAUUUGAGGAAUAAGGGGCAUCAUGGGUGGCAAAAACCAUGAGAACAAGUGCAUGGGUAUUCCCUUGAAUACUAUAAUGAAGUAAAAUCUCUAAGGAACAAAAUACAGAUGUUGGGUUGUGUUGCAAAGUGUUCACCAAAGUAUUGUCUUUGUUUCUGAUUUUUUAAGAGACUGUUACUCUAUAUAGUAUGGAGACGGCAAAUUAUUGUUUUAAAGUUUGCAGACAUCAUACAUGUUCUCAUCUUCACUAAUGUUCGCUACUACAAACCUAGUUUAGACCCUGAACUCUGGCAGUAAUUCUAUUCUGAUAAUCCUAUUUAUUUAAAGUGACCUGGAGACAUGAGGUACUUUUUCCCCCCAUAAAAUUAAGUUCAGAACUGAUUGUGUGGAUUUUGUUGAUUGUUUACUCAACCCCAAUGAAGAAUUUCAUGUUGCACAAAUACAUACUCUUGCUGUGAAAAUGUUGCUGAAUGUGCUGUUGACUUUAUUUGUCUAUGCAAAUGCUGUGCACCACGAAGCCAAAGGUUCCCACUUAAUAAGGUCAUUAUAUUGCAGUUGCAUGUGUCUCACUUAAAUUUUAUAAUUCUAUUUAGAACAGUUUUGAACUUUACAAAGAAAUACUUUCUCUUGGAAACGUUCUAGGCAUCUCAUGCAAAUUGAGUUAUCGCUGUAAUCCCUAAUGUUCAGUGCUUGUCACAUCAGCAGCCAUACAGAUUAAACUACAGUGAUGUGAAA